Messenger RNA from Glycine soja, 895 nucleotides. RefSeq lists its product as uncharacterized. The transcript is spliced from 4 exons. Bases 119 to 562 code for a protein of 147 amino acids. The record is from RefSeq and is a predicted model, not a curated record. Lineage: Eukaryota; Viridiplantae; Streptophyta; Magnoliopsida; Fabales; Fabaceae.
CGAGAAAGCAAAACAAAAGUACCCAAGAAAAGAAGGGGAAAAAAAGGUUGACUUUUUGGGCAGAAAAAGAUAGACCCACAACUGGUCCAGACUGCAGCAGCAAGAGAACUGGACAGCUAUGGUGUUGAUGUGGAAAACAACAUCUAUUACUUUAAUUUUUCUUGCUGCUAUGUCACCCUGCUUAGACCCUCCUGCUGUACUUUCCUUUGGUUGGAACUUCAUUAACACAUUGGGGAUACUCACAUCAGCCUUUCUUGGAUUUUUGCUUCAGUGGUCUGGUGCUUUAGCGCUAGGUGCUACAUCUGCGGUCUUGCAUGUUGUUCUUGAGCAGUUUAAGACAUGCAUUAUCCUCCUGGGAAACUAUUAUCUAUUUGGAUUCAAUCCCGGCAUAAUUAGUAUCUGUGGAGCAUUUGCGGCUAUUGCUGAUUCCAAUCUGACCAUUUUGGGUGUUGAUGGCUUAUGUUCAAAUACAAUAUAUUAUCAAAGCCGUACUAGGAUACAAUGGUUCUAUUACACAUGGCAACUGCUGCUCAAGUUGGAAUAUCUAUAUGUAAAUGAAUGAUUUGGUGGAUUCGUAUCCGGAGUUACGAAUUUUUUCCGGCGUAUAGAAUAGGAGCUACUGUUGCAUUUUGCAAUUGUCCAGAAAACAGAAUUAUUUUUUUGUUAUUAUACUCAUCUCAAUUUGCUACAUCUCAUCAUGGGGAAAAAGGGUUCUCAAGUUUAUUUAUUUGUAGUAAGAACGGAAUUGUGCAGUCUUUGUAAUUUGUACUUUGUAUCAGCAUAAGGAAUCAAGAAUAGGAAGUUGUUAUUGUAAAUCACGUUGGUAGGGAAUGGGAAUUUAUGCAGGGAAUGUAUUAAUAAUAUUUAUUUCAUAAAAACAUUUCAUUUUUUAUUC